AUGAACUCCUUUUUUAAGGAGGGAGUAAUGGUAGCCAAGAAGGAUGUCCACAUGCCAAAGCACCCCAAGCUGGCAGACAAGAAUGUGCCCAAUCUCCAUGUCAUGAAGGCCAUGCAGUCUCUAAAGUCUUGUGGCUAUGUUAAGGAGCAGUUCCCAUGGAGGCAUUUCUACUGGUACCUCACCAAUGAGGGCACUCAGUACCUCCGGGACUACCUUCACCUGCUCCCUAGGAUUGUGCCUGCCACACUCCGCAGAAGUCAUGCUGAGACAGGAAGGCCAAGGCCCAAAGGUCUGGAGAGCAAGCGACCUGCCCGGCUGACUUGGGGUGAAGCUGACAGAGGCACAUACAGACGAAGUGCUGCUCCCCCAGGUGCUGACAAGAAGGCUGAGGCUGGGGCUUGGUCAGCAACAGAAUUCUAG
Molecule: messenger RNA, 420 nt
Organism: Trichosurus vulpecula (common brushtail)
Lineage: Eukaryota; Metazoa; Chordata; Mammalia; Diprotodontia; Phalangeridae
Product: 40S ribosomal protein S10-like
Exons: 1
Coding region: 1-420 (139 amino acids)
Cellular component (GO): cytosolic small ribosomal subunit
Molecular function (GO): structural constituent of ribosome; RNA binding
Source: RefSeq, a predicted model, not a curated record